Molecule: messenger RNA, 2946 nt
Organism: Halichondria panicea
Lineage: Eukaryota; Metazoa; Porifera; Demospongiae; Suberitida; Halichondriidae
Product: mucosa-associated lymphoid tissue lymphoma translocation protein 1-like
Exons: 19
Coding region: 152-2800 (882 amino acids)
Biological process (GO): proteolysis
Molecular function (GO): cysteine-type endopeptidase activity
Source: RefSeq, a predicted model, not a curated record
UACAAUCCUUGCAGGAAACGGGAGUUAUUUAUGGGGACUUUCUGUUGAUCUCAAGCUAAGUCUUUUGAGCCAAGCGCUGCUUUUGGGAACAUUUCUCUACUGUACAAGCUAACACAAACCUCUACAGAGGCUCUAGUAUUUGACCAAUCAGAUGUCGUCGCCAGUGUCCCCACGUGGUACCUCCUCGACCCCUCGUCUCCCCAAACCUCGUCUCAUCUCAGAGUUGAACUAUGCUGUGCUCAAGAAGCUCUCUGAUAGACUGGACAUGCCAGGGGAGGGCAACUGGAGGAAGCUCAUCAGUGUACUGCCAGGCGUCUCGUAUGAUCAAGCCACUGUUGAGAAGUUUGGACUCAACGGUAACCGUGUGGAGGGCAGCCCUAGUUACGCCCUCAUGACAGACCUUAGCAACCGUGGCAUUAGUUACGAUGUUCUCAUCACUGGCCUGAAGAAACUCCACUUUGGUGCCGCCCUCACUGACCUCGGCUACAGAGAGGAGGUAAAGUUCAAGGUUCAGCCGGUAGCAACACCCGCUAUCGAGGGUCAAAUGGCAGAGCUUACUUGUGAGGCCACAGGGAUACCCGCCCCCUCAUACCUCUGGUUCAAAGGUCGUGAACCCCUCAGUGAUCAAGUCUCCAAUGUCCUAGUGAUUGAGCGGGUUGCCAUGGACGACGCGGGCAUGUACACUUGCAGGGCUUCCAAUGACGUCAACACAUUGUUCUCCAACUGGGCAGAAGUUAUUGUACAAAAACCACCUGUCCUACGAAAACAAGUCAUCCCUGGGAAUCCUCAAGUCACUGACAUGCCCAUCCUUCGUGAAUGGCCGGAGCCCAACCUGGCCACAGCUCUGGACAGCAAGUUACACCUGAGGGUAGUAGCUACUGGCCACCCUGGAGUGACCCUCUCCUAUCAGUGGCUAAGAGAUGCAAAGACACUGGGAUAUGCCACAUCCUCUGACUUGGUUAUAUCCAGAAUGGGCGUGAAGGAUUUUGGAGCGUAUAAUUGUCGGGUGACCUCUGACCUUGGUGUGAGUGUGCUGACCCCGAGCUGUGUAGUAUCACCACUUCAACCCAACGAGGAACCAGUCAUGCAGGACCAUCCAGUCAUGCUGGAUCACCCCAGUCGUGGUACUCGUACCCCCGGCCCUAGUCACCAUGCCAACCACCCCCACCAAAUGCCUGACUAUGGUAACGACAUAUACCAGCAACCACAGCAACAUUCUGGAAUGAUACCCCCUGAUAUUUACCCCGGUGGUCAUGAGGCCUUGUUCUCUGGUGGUAUGGUCCCUGCCUCACCACAGGACUACCAGCUGAUGCAGCGUCACGAGGCUGGUGGCUAUCAUCUCCCACCAGGAUACCCCAACACUGAAUACUAUCAGGGUCCGAGCGGUGUUGCCAAUGAUUACAAUCGAGACAUGGAUCAACCAACAGGACCAGCUGAUGACGGGGCUGGAGGUCAAGGAGAGCUGCCUGAUCUGUGGGACAAGUGCUAUGAUAAAGUGGCUCUUCUGGUCGGCAAUAAGAAGUACCACAAGUCUGAGCUUCUCCUCAACACUCCUGACAGGGACGCUCAGGACCUGGCCGGAGUAUUGCAGAGUGCAGGGUUCAAAGUGGUGUCACUCAUCGACCUGAGCAAGAGGGAGAUGGAAAAGGCUGUGGAUUACUUUGCCACUCUUAUUGGCAAGAACGUGUAUGCUCUAUUCUUCUUUGCUGGUCACGGGUUUGAAUACAACGCUCGUAACUACAUGAUGCCAGUGGAUUCAGACGUGGAGAAGAAGCCAGAGCAAUGCGUGUGUGCACAGGAAGUGUUGGACGCUAUGCAAGUGGGCGGGGCUAAGCUAUCCAUCAUGAUCCUGGAUAUGUGCCGAGUCAGCGCUUCUACUUAUCCAAACAGCUCCACUCCUGUGGACUAUGCUCAGUUGAACUUUGUACCCUCCGCCCGAGCUACUGGAUAUUUCCUACUAGCCUUCUCAUGCACUCGUGCCGAGCGUGCUUACGAGGCCAGCACUGAAGCAGAGUCCCUACAAGAGAAGGACAAGAACAACUCUAUCUUUGUGUCAGCUCUCAAGGAACACCUGGAUGAUGGAACCCUCAACCAGCGUCUAGACACUCUCCUCACUGACGCUGCAGCCAAGGUGAGGGACCGUGGGCGUGACUUGAGAGCUGCGGCCAAUGGGUGGAUGAGGCCAGAGAUAAGACACAAUAUGGCAGGACCACUCUCCCUGGCUGAUGAGGUGAAGAGAGGUCCCGACACAGAGAGAGAGGAGAGGGCUCAAGUGUGGCAGCGGGCACACUUUGUGCCUGAGAGUGUAGUGAUUGGUUGUCAAGGCUCUGAUGUGACUGGGGCCAAACCCUCAGAGAUUGCCGUGAGGCUCCACUUUGAGGCAGAGCAUUCAAACGUCCUCAUUGUGACUGCAGAGUUGUUGAACGGGUGUCUGGCAAGGGUCGAAGUUCACCGUAUGACUAUGUGCCUUGUGCAGGAUGGGAUCCCCCACCAUCCAAAACUGAAAGCGUCUGAUUUUGACAAGGAGUAUCGAUUCUCUGAUAGAGGCACGUACAGAGUGGACCAUAUCCCCUGUCCCAACGAUAUCCUCCACUUCAGAAUCCCAGGCAUUCAGAAGAUUAGGUCGGCGACGGUGACGCUUGAGAUAGAGGUGGUGUACACGUUCCAACGAGCUGGCUCUCACCGUCACCAGAGACACACCCUCCUCUCAACAACACUCCCGCCCCCUCUCUAUUCUCAGGUCACAGUGCACGGACCAAUCAACUCACCCGACACUGGAUACCAUGGUAACAGGAUCUGAACACUACACAACUAUAAUUAACAGCCGAAGAAAGUUUUGUCUUAUUGUGUAAUAAUUGAUACAUACAAUAAUUAUACUGUUCGUAAAAAUUAAUCAUAACAUUAUCAUUUUUUGUUUUAAACACAUAAUUAUUGUUUCAACCGUGA